AUGUUGCCACAUGUUACUUAUCAAGUCACAUUGCGUUUUGCGUUUGACCAUGUGGUUGGUGUAACCAACUUAAUGGUGUUCUGCCAGCAAGGCACUAUACAUGUGGGCAAUGCACCAGCGAUGUUCCUCCCUGUUCUCACCUCAGGGUCUGCGAGCACUCAGAUUAGGACAUGUCCUUUGCUCUCUGUUCAGCCCAGAAGAGGACUGGUGGAUGAGAAAUUUCAGUUCGCAGUAACAAAUUUAAAGCCAAAUCAAAAAGUGACACUACACUCUCUGCAUCAGUCAGAUGACAGGGAUUUCUGGGAGGCAUUUGGACACUAUGUCAGUGAUGAACAAGGAUCAGUGACAGGGUUCAAAGAUGAAAGUUUGGGAGGCACUUAUGAAGGCAUAGAGCCAUUGGGGUUAGUGUGGAGCAUGAGACCCAUACCAGGAAGUCGACAUGGACUCAGGUUACGUAAGAAGGACAUUUUCAGACCAAUGGAAGUUCACAUUUCAGUAUACAGUGGGCAUCUAUCUCAAGGCUUUAGCCAGCAAGCACCCUUGGCAACCAGUGUCACUGAGCGCUGGUACUUCGCUCCAGGUGUGAAGAGGGUGAACAUCAGGGAGAAUAACGUACGAGGAACAUUAUUCCUACCUCCAGGCCCUGGGCCAUUUCCAGGUGUGUUGGACCUUUGGGGAGCUAGUGAAAGUUUGGUGGAGUACCGUUCUUCUCUGCUUGCAUCUCACGGCUUCGCAUCUAUGGCGCUUGAGUACCUCGCUCCAAACAAUAUGAAGACGGAAGACACUGACGCUUCGUACUUUGAGAAAGCCUACCAGAUCCUAGAGAAUCAUCCAAUGGUACAGAAAGACAAUUUGGCUGUUCUUGGGCUGUGUUUGGGAAGCGCCAUCACACUCAAUAUGGUGUCCUACUCCAAAGUCGUUAAGCCCCAGUGUUGUGUGUGCAUUAGCGGAAGUCAUCUGAUGCCUCUUGAUAACUCCCUCUCUGAACUCUUUGAGGAGCUAAAAAAACAUGCAGAUAAGCAACGUGUGAAUGAGGACAACCAGGUCAUCUACAAAUAUGUCAUCUCAACGCUUCACUGUCAAAGUAUCAAAGUUGAUGUUGGGAGAAUAAAGUGUCCUCUUCUGCUGGUGAAUGGUGAUGAUGAUCAGGCAGUUCCUGUAUUGGAGUCCGCUGAAGAUAUGGAGAUGAUGAUGGAGAAAGCAGGAAAUCGACACUUGCUGGAAGUCCUGACGUAUCCCGACGCGGGUCAUCUGAUCGAACCUCCGUACUCUCCUCACUUCAGAGCAACUAACUUCAAACUGCAGCGGACGAAGGAGAGAGUUGUCAUGCUGUGGGGUGGAAAAACCAAACCGCACGCGCACGCUCAAGAGGACUCAUGGGAGAAGAUACUGUCAUUUCUGUGGCAGCACCUGUCAGCGCCAGUGACUUCAUCCAUUUAAAAGUAAUCAUCUG
Molecule: messenger RNA, 1453 nt
Organism: Puntigrus tetrazona (Sumatra barb)
Lineage: Eukaryota; Metazoa; Chordata; Actinopteri; Cypriniformes; Cyprinidae
Product: bile acid-CoA:amino acid N-acyltransferase-like
Exons: 12
Coding region: 1-1440 (479 amino acids)
Biological process (GO): acyl-CoA metabolic process; fatty acid metabolic process
Molecular function (GO): fatty acyl-CoA hydrolase activity
Source: RefSeq, a predicted model, not a curated record